Trichoplax adhaerens is the source of this 321-nucleotide messenger RNA. RefSeq lists its product as uncharacterized. NCBI's taxonomy places the organism in Eukaryota, Metazoa, Placozoa, Uniplacotomia, Trichoplacea, Trichoplacidae. The coding region runs from base 1 to 321 and encodes 106 amino acids. The record is from RefSeq and is a predicted model, not a curated record. The transcript is spliced from 3 exons.
AUGGCACGUGACUUAUACAAGGCUUCCACCGACUGCACAUGCGCCACUGUCGGAUGGCAUGGAUUGGAAAGUGGACCGAAAUCCAAUUUCUCAAUACUGUAUGGCAAAUCAAAACAUCAAGAGCGAAUUGCUCUAGGUUGGACUGAUCUAUCUGCUUGGAUUAUGAGCUCAUUUGAAAUGUAUGUCAAUGACACUAUCGUUCCACAUGAAAUUGUGCCAGUCUUCAUCAAUGCUUCCUAUCCAAGCCAUGAUACCCUACCUGCAUUAACCCCUGAAGGAACAGGCAUGAGAAUUGCAAAAUUGCCCAUAGUUUACAGCUAG